AUGGCUCAUCUGAUAUCAGCUUCAUUUGUUUUCAUUACAAUCAUUGUAGUUUCAACACAUGGCAAUCCAAAGUAUCAAAGAUUUUUUGUAAAUACGAAAGCUAUAAAUUUUGUGGAUGCAACAAAAAGCGGCUUCCGAAUUGUUUUAUUGGAUUCAUUCCUGGAUUCAUAUCUCACACCAAUUCAGAUUCCCACACUUUUCAUAACUGCAGUACCACUAAGAGCUGAGGAAUCUGCUGCUACAAAAAUAUUCUAUCCAGACAAUAUUCGGAAUGAUAAACAGGUGAGUGUAUCAGAUUUAAAAGAACGGCAAUGGUACUAUAUUUGCGUUGAAUGGGAAAAUUUUAAUAGACACAACGAAUCAACGGGUACUGAUUGUCGAACAUUGCGAACAUUGGAUCGAUUCGGGAAAAGCGCUGAAACGAGCGUUACUGAUGUAGAAAUCAUCGAUAUUUCAUCCACAACGAUGCAAUUCCGUAUCCGGUCAGUUGUCGAAUUUCCAGUGAGGUAA
Cercopithifilaria johnstoni is the source of this 510-nucleotide messenger RNA. Lineage: Eukaryota; Metazoa; Nematoda; Chromadorea; Rhabditida; Onchocercidae. The record is from the annotation of a GenBank genome assembly.